Molecule: messenger RNA, 2562 nt
Organism: Diaporthe amygdali
Lineage: Eukaryota; Fungi; Ascomycota; Sordariomycetes; Diaporthales; Diaporthaceae
Exons: 2
Coding region: 1-2562 (853 amino acids)
Source: RefSeq, a predicted model, not a curated record
AUGUGGGAAUUCAUCAACAUUGACAUCAAAGGUGACCACGUCACCAGGUCGGCGGGCACGGCUCUGCUAUGCACCAUCUUGACUCAACGUCUUUCCGACCGCCGACCCGAGCUGCAAUCCUUGUCUGAGACGCUGUGUUGGAUUAUAUUACCGAUAGUGUUCAAGACUGCGACUGCGAGCACAAGUGCCAAAUACAGAAAGACACAUUCGGAUGUUUUCAGCUGGAGCGACUUGAGAAAACUACCUACUUCCACCCUGUCAUUAUGGAUAGUUGCUUUCAGCCUCACCAUAUACUGGUAUUUCGCGGAGGAAAACGGUCUAAUUAUAUUCCUGCCAGUACUGACUCCUCUGCUGCUGGUCCCUCAGAGCUACCCUUCUUGGGCCGAUUCGGACAUCUCUGCUGCUCCAUCAUCGCUUGUUUCCCGAGUCUUCUACUGUUUCUGUGACACGGCCUGGGGCAGCGUUUCAGCGGCUUUAUUCACUGCUGUCACCUUCAAAUGGGACUGGCAUAUCCAAGCAUCGGACGCGGUGUCAUUUGUCCCAGUUGCUGCUCUGCUAGUGGCCUACCUAAUUCUCGAACCUAGGCCUAGGAUCUCCAACAGCAGCUAUCGACUUUUCCAGUCUUUCGAUCUUGAAAAUGCUAUUCUUCCCCUCUCUCUUCGCGUCACGCUUGUGCUGGCAACAUUACUGAGCAUGGAAACGUUGGCGUUUGGCUCCCCUGGAAUGUCUGCGUAUACCCCAGCGUUGGCUUUAACCAAGGCCCUGUCUUGGUACUUCACGACUCAAACAGCUCGACACUCUUCCUGGCGUAUUGCCACGGCCAUGACGACAUACAGCAUCGCGUCCACCUCAGAUCCCUUUACGCUUUCAUCAAAUUUGCGGGCUUUCUGUAACGUCGUGGCAUCUUUCUUGUCACUGAGCCAGAUUAUUCACAUGCUUCCAAAGCAGGCAAAAGCCAAGUCAGCACUCUGGGCUUUCUUCCUCGUCUCUUUCGUGCCAUACCUUACCAAUAUCUUCAUAUUACAAUUUGCGCAGCCAGUCUCAUCAUUGGCACACCCUCAAGACCACCCUGUCCAAAAUCUAAUACAAAAUGCCAAGCUUGACUUCGACAACUUGAUUCAGAAGCAGUCCAAGACAUACGCGGCCGCUCAAGAUGAAUAUCGACGUCGAUAUAGCUUAAAACCGCCGGCAGGAUUCGAGACCUGGUUCAAGUUCGCGAAGUCUCAUCAAUCGCCAAUAAUUGACGAGUUCGACAUGAUAUACGAAAGCAUCGCACCGUUUUGGGAACUGAGCGGUCAAGAGGUUCUCGACGCGAUGAGUCGCGCGCAGAAUACUCCAGGCAGUGACUUGUGGCUCUGCUCAUUGUCUGGUCGAGAGGCAAGGACUGUCUGCACCCAUCCAUAUCGCAUUUUCGACAGGCACAUCCAAUCUUCAUUCGAAAAGCUGUUGGGGGACUUGAGAGGUUAUCUUCCCGACAUCAAGUUUCUAGUGAACCAUAUCGAUGAACCAAGAGUCUUGAUACCUCGACCGGGGAGCACCCAUGAGAGCGGAGUGUUGACGCUGGACAACAUGUCAAGACGGCCCGUAUGGGACACACUGACCAGUUUUUGCUCCUAUAAAGGGGGAAAUAGAACUAGUGAUCAGACUAGACACAUGGUGGAUGACUUUGGCCUCCCAUUCGUCACAGAUCCAAUUUCAAGUUUGGACUUAUGCCAACACCCAGAGUACAGCACCGCUCACGGUCUCCUGAUGAGCCCUUCGUCUUUCCCCCUGCUCGAAGGCAUGGUGCCAGUUCUCUCAACUGGUUCGCUUUCGACAAUGGGUGACAUAGUGUAUCCCAGCCCAGCUUAUUUGGAAGAUGAGUUCCGAUAUAACGAUGCACAUGACAUUGGGUGGGACAGCAAGCGAAACCAUCUUUACUGGGCUGGCUCUAACACCGGUGGCCAUGCACCAGAUGGCCAAUGGCGAUAUUUUCACCGCCAACGAUUUGUCGAGUUGGCGCAGAACCUGAAUAGGCGUGAGCAUUAUUAUCUACGGGAAACGGAUGGCGUGUUGAGCCGUGUGAAGUCAUACUUUCUCAACUCCAGGUUAUUCGACGUGGCCUUCACGAGGAUAUUCCAGUGCGAGAGACCAUUUUGUAGAAACCAGCGGGCGUACUUCAACUUAAGGCCUUGGGAGGACAAGGAUCGAGCCCUAGAGUCCCGCCUCGUCUUCGACAUGGAUGGAAACGGCAUCAGCGGGCGAUAUUACAAAUUUCUUGCCUCGCAAUCGGCCCCGCUCAAGCAGACGCUCUUGCGUGAGUGGCAUGAUGAGCGCCUCAUUCCAUGGAUUCAUUAUAUACCUGUCAGCCAGGGUAUGGAGGAAUUGCCAGAGCUGGUCUUGCAUCUCACGUCGACCGAGGCGGGGCAGGAGGCGGCAAAGCAUGUUGCUGAACAGGGUCGGGAGUGGUUCGGUAAGGCCUUCAGGGAAGUUGAUCGCACGAUAUACGUGUAUCGUCUGCUGUUAGAGUUGGCGAGGUUGCAGGAUCCAGCAAGGCCGCGGAUGGCACCAGAUAAUAACUAG